This is a messenger RNA of Hymenoscyphus albidus, 1549 nucleotides long. The record is from the annotation of a GenBank genome assembly. NCBI's taxonomy places the organism in Eukaryota, Fungi, Ascomycota, Leotiomycetes, Helotiales, Helotiaceae.
GUUUUUACCAGCCGCCUCUUGCUAUAUCCAACAUCCAACAUCCAACGACUAAUUAGCAUUUUCUUAUUUUUUUCAGAUUUCAUUAUGGCACCCGGGCCGGAACAUCCCGUCUUUGCAGAACCAGGAGACAGCACAGGUAUUUACUAUAUAAUCGUUGCGGGAUUGCCUUGGAACUGCUCCUGGCAAGAAUUGAAAGACUUUGCAAGACACCUUCCUGGUGGCUCUAAGAUCAACGUCGAUCAUGUUGUUGUGUACAAAGGACUAACGAACGGCUGGGUUCGGGUGAAGGACAAGAAAAGUUUCAAGAAGGCACUCGGUAUGUGAUGAUCACUACACAACAUGGGGUCUUAUGUCGCUGAUGAAGAACUUUAGAACAUUUGGAUGGGGGAGUCUUAAAUGGACAUGCUCUCCUCGCGGAUGGACGCAAUGAAACCGAGAGAACUAUGCUUCGCUCAAUCGGUUCUCCACCCUCAAACACUCAGAAAUGUCGAGCAUCAAAUCACAUACAGGCAAAAACAGAAAUCUCGCCAAAGGUUACAAAGACCUUCCCAUCUACUGAGACUGAACUAUUCAGUCUCUUUAAAUCCUACUUUCCUCAACAUACGCCCCCAGGAACCUUUGCCAGCGAUCCUUACUACUAUACACCCGAACAAUCUCCUUUCAUGACACCCGUCUCCCCCACUCAACCCGUGAUAUCUUAUAUACCUCUGGGGCCAACCUAUCCUCACUGCCCACCCACGCCUGCAGCAAUCUACUACCCACUCUGCCCUCCUACUCCGGCAACCAUGUACUACUCCUGGUCUCCUCCAAGUCUCCAAUCCGAAGCAUUGCCACAAAAAGUCGUCAUCAAAAAACUCCCUGCCGGAACUGACGAGGCCUCCCUUCAACGGCUUCUCUACUGCGUUCUACCACAUCAAUGCGGAACCCCACAAUCCAUCGAAAUUCCACGAAGCUGUCGAGAAGCAAGCAGGGUCCACGCCUUCAUCACAUUCAGCGAUCAAGCCGCCGCUCAAUAUGCCAUUGAUGCGCUGAACGGCCUUCAAUACUCGAACCGAAUCCUACAAGUCUCUUUUGCGAAACCAGACCCUCCCCGUCAAAAUUCCUACAAAAGACAGAGUGGCAACGAUGCUGUGAAAAUAACAUCUGACUUGAGCUCCACCCCCAGAAGUAGGGUGGAUGUGGGUGGGGCCUUGGACCUCAGUGAGGAUAAUGAGAAGCUGGAGAAGUCUAUCAAGAGGGAUGUAGGGAGUGCGACGCCGAUGAUCGUUAAUGGGUCAACGGCAUCUUGUAAAAAGAGGAGAAAGGUUUGAACCUUUGGAGUCGGGUUGUUUGUUUUGAUGAUGUCUUUUGAAUAGAUACCCGUUGGUUGCGGAUUUGCUGUUACUCUUUCAAGAAUUUGGAUUGAAAAGUUCAUGGGUGGUUGAUUUUGUUGGAAGUUUGCGUUUUGGACUUUUGCUGAGGAAUGGGGGGUUGGGCUGGGACUGGAUAAUUGAGGUUGAGAGCGAAAACAAUUUUUUUAGAUAGAACAUAGAUAGCUAAUGAUAAUGAG